Molecule: messenger RNA, 1422 nt
Organism: Symbiodinium necroappetens
Lineage: Eukaryota; Dinophyceae; Suessiales; Symbiodiniaceae
Source: the annotation of a GenBank genome assembly
AUGGCGCGGGAUGCUUUCAGCCAGGGCCCGCAGCCUUCGAACUUGUCUAAGAGGAUGGUCGCGUUGGAGUUUUGGCUUCGAGCUUGGGAUCAGCAAAGCAACGUCACGGGAAGCAGAGGUCCCAGCGUCUUCAUCAAGGUUUGUGAGAAAGCGCUUCAGGAGCCGCAGAGUCAGCUGGAUUUCGCCGCAGAGUCAGAAAUGUGCAAGGAGCUUGAGCUGCAGAAGGAUCCCUCGCGGAAGGCUCCUAUUCAGCAGUUAAACAUUGCAGUCAACACCAACUUGGACGGCACGGCUGGCACACAGAAGCCCAAACUGAUCCGCGAGCUCAGACAUGACCAGGUGGAGAAGCUCGUAGUCAUUCAGGGCAUCUGCACGGCUGUUCGAACUCCGAGGAGCAAGGUCCGAAGGGUGGUCUUGAGGUGCACCAACUGUGAGAAUGUCGAGGAGGUCUAUAUCGAAGGCGGCUUCACAGCUGCCCACAUUCCUGCGGCUUGCAAAAGGAACGCUCUCCGUGCAGGGAAUCUGGAAAGAUGCCCGCCCAACUCCUUCGUGGCUGACGCUUCGCUCAGCGAGUACGCCGCAGAUCAGAGGGUGCGUUUGCAGGAGCUCCCCGAACACGUACCCGUGGGAGAGAUGCCCCGAUCCAUCGAUCUCUGUGCGCAGAUGUACGAUGUGGACUUGUGCACACCUGGAACACGUCUCACUUGCGUCGGUGUCUUCAACGCCUCGGAGAAGGCUGCAGGAGACAAGCUCACCAGGGGCAGGAAUCAGGGCACCAACACGGUGAAGUACUCCUAUGUCCAGGUCUUGGGUUUGCAGCGGGCCCAAGGCAAUCGUUCCCAGGGAGCCUUGGAGAUCAGUGCGGACGAAGAGGAGCGUUUCGAGCAGCUUGCCAAGGAUCCCGGCAUCAGGGAGAAGAUCUUCCAGUCCAUUGCUCCUGCCAUUUGUGCGACUGAGAAGGACGUUGUGAACGAUGUGAAGAGGGCCGUUGCUUGCUUGCUCUUCGGCGGCUCCAGGAAGUUCCUGCCCAGCGGCAAUCGCAUCCGAGGUGACAUCAACGUCUUGCUUCUUGGAGAUCCUGGUACGGCAAAAAGUCAGAUCCUGAAGUUCGGUGAGAAAGCAGCGCCGAUUUCAGUGUACACGAGCGGAAAAGGAAGCAGCGCUGCGGGUCUGACGGCGGCAAUCGUCAAGGAGAAGAACGGUUUUGCUCUUGAAGGUGGAGCUAUGGUUCUAGCCGACGGCGGCAUUGUGUGCAUCGAUGAGUUCGACAAGAUGGAUGCCAAAGAUCGUGUGGCCAUCCACGAGGACGGAGAAUGUUUCUACAUGCAGCAUGUGCAGGGCAGCUGGAACUGCCGAUUCCUUGAGGCCAUGGAGCAGCAAACCAUCUCAAUAUCCAAAGCUGGCAUCACCACGAUGCCGUAG